Molecule: messenger RNA, 344 nt
Organism: Staurois parvus
Lineage: Eukaryota; Metazoa; Chordata; Amphibia; Anura; Ranidae
Source: the annotation of a GenBank genome assembly
AUUAGCACUGAUCACUGUAUUGGUGUCACUAGGGAUCAGGGGCGGACUGACCAUUUGGAAACUUGGGCGCUGCCCGAGGGCCCGGGGUCAGUAGGGGGCCCCAUGAUAUGCCCCUGGUACCUUUUUCAUAGGCUUUUUUGAGUUUGGGCAAGGACACAGGGUCCACAUGAUCCCCUAAUGCCCGGGGGCCCCAUUAGUUGUCAGUCCGCCCCUGCUAGGGAUGUCAGUGACACCAAGUUAGUUCCCCCCAGUGACAGAAUGCCCACUGCAGUCCUGCUAUAAGCCACUGAUCGCUGCCAUUACUAGCGAAAAAAAACAAAUUCCACAUUUUUGACAAUGUUUCU